Messenger RNA from Puntigrus tetrazona (Sumatra barb), 3984 nucleotides. Its product is annotated as retinal cone rhodopsin-sensitive cGMP 3',5'-cyclic phosphodiesterase subunit gamma-like. Lineage: Eukaryota; Metazoa; Chordata; Actinopteri; Cypriniformes; Cyprinidae. Gene Ontology annotation, molecular function: cGMP binding; protein binding; 3',5'-cyclic-nucleotide phosphodiesterase activity. The record is from RefSeq and is a predicted model, not a curated record. Gene Ontology annotation, biological process: positive regulation of G protein-coupled receptor signaling pathway; positive regulation of epidermal growth factor receptor signaling pathway; visual perception. Bases 546 to 2063 code for a protein of 505 amino acids. Gene Ontology annotation, cellular component: photoreceptor outer segment membrane. The transcript is spliced from 15 exons.
UAUUAUUAUUAUUAUUGUUGUCAUAAAACCAUAAAUUACACCCAUAAAUCACUUCACAAAAAUCGCCAAAUCGUAUUUACUACUAUCAGACUCUGACGACUUCCGCUGCCCAAAAGGGUCCAUAGGUGAAAGUGAAACUGAGGCAGGAUGUUUAUGGUCUCCUUUCGAUCUUUAUGAACUCUCACAAAGUUUGUUAAUGUCAUAUAAUCAUAAAAUUGUAUUCAGAAACUCUUUUGUUCCCUGCAAUGUACAGUUGAAGUGUCUGUGUCCUGAAGAUGAAGUUUAUUUGUUUGACUCUGAUGCUUAUAAGCGGAAUUACAGACUCAGUAUCAGGACCAUCUGCUCUGUUCAGUCAAGUUCUUCACCAAGCUUGAUCUCAGCAGAGCAUACAACCUCAUCCACAUCAGGGAGGGAGAUGAAAGGAAGACAGCUUUCUCCACUACAUCCAGUCACUAUGAAUAUUUGGUUAUGCCAUUCGGCCUCUCUAACAGUCCUUAUGUCUUCCGGUCCUUCAUCAACGCUGUCUUCCGCGACAUGCUCAACUGAUGGAGCAGUAUGAAGUAGUUGGUCCUGCAGAUGCUGUUUUUGCUGUAGCUGGUGAAGAUGUGAUUCUGCCCUGUUCAGUCAAACCCAGCAUCAGUGUUGAGGACAUGAGAGUGGAGUGGUUUAGAUCUGACCUGAAAGACUCACAACUAGUGCAUCUCUAUGAGGAUCAUGAAGACAGAAACACAGAGCAGAUUGUAUCCUACAGAGGGAGAACAGAACUGACUCAUCAAGAACUACAGAGAGGAGAUGCAUCACUCAAACUCUCAUCAGUCCGAGUCUCUGAUGAAGGACGUUACAAGUGUUUUAUUCAGUCCAAAUCCUGGAACGAUGAUGCAACUGUUAAUGUCAGAGUUGAAGUUGUAGGAACUCCCCCGGUGAUCACUGUAGAUGGGUUUGAUGAUUCAGGAGGACUUCAUCUACAGUGUGAAUCUGAAGGCUGGUAUCCUGAACCUGUUCUUGAGUGGCUGAACAGAGAAGGAGUCAGUUUGAGUUCAGACACUAGAGUGACACACAGAGAAGCAGACAAAUUCAGUGUGAAACACACCAUCACUGUACGUCACAGAGACGACAAGAUUCACUGCAGAGUCAGACUGAGACAUCACAUGCUGGAGACACAGAUUAUCACCACAAGUAAAAGGUUUAGUUCUUGGAGGACAUCAAUCAUCCUGAUUUCAGUAGCUGUUGUGCUCAGUGUGAUUGCUGGAAUACUGAUAGCUGUGUUUGCUCAGAAAAACAGAGGACACAAAGAACUUCUAAAAGAGAAGAGAAGAAUACAAAAUGAACUUGAUCAACUAGUGAAUCAGAAGAGAAUACUACAAAAUGCCCACAAUCAACUACAUAACGAGAAGAGUAAACUGCAGAAUGCACACAAGCAAGUACAAAAUGAGAAGAGAAGAAUCCAAGAGGAACGUGAUCAACUUUUACAAAGUCAGAAGAUGAUUAUACCAAAAGUGAUCACGCAUUUAAAAACACACAUGGUGAAUGUGAUUCUGGAUGCUGAUUCGGCUCAUCCACAUCUCGUUGUCUCUGAUGAUGGGAAACAAGUGCGAGUUGGAAACACACAACUGGAAGGAGUGAAUAGAAAAAAAGAAAGAUUUGAUCAAUAUCUUGGUGUUCUUGGGAAGGAUGGAUUCUCCUCAGGGUGUUUUUACUAUGAGGUGCAGGUGAAGGAACAAACUGAUUGGUGUUUAGGAGUGGCCAGAGAAUCUGUUUAUAGGAAGAACUGGAUGAGUCUGAGUCCAAAUAUCGGAUACUGGACUGUGGCUCAGAGAAAUGGCGUGUGUUGGGCUUGUGAUUCUCCAAAUAUCUCAGUUACUCUGAGUGUGAAACCUCAGAGGGUUGGUGUGUUUGUGGAUAAUGAGGAGGGUCUUGUCUCCUUCUAUGAUGUGGAAUCCAUUUUCCAUAUUUACUCUUUCGCUGGUCAGUCUUUUAAUGAGAAACUCUAUCCAUUUGUUUGUUUGGGGCUUCAUAGGAAUGACAACUCCACACCACUGAUCAUCUGUGAUGAUCACUUAUGAGAUUAGUGACUAUUAAUUAAAAGGAAAUGCUACUUUUUUUUCUAAAGUGUAAGUGCAAUAAAUAUUGCAUAUUACUUAUAAUCAGUCAAACAAUUAGGUUUAUUUUACGUUUAUCUUGUUCUUAAAUAUUUGACUUAAAGACUUGCUUAAAUGACUGAAAUUAUGAUAUAUAAACACUUUAUUUGUUAGAACUAAUCAUGCAAUCAAUUAUUUCUCCUCCAGUUGUGUUUGCUGUUGGUUGACAAAUCUUUUCAGGUUUAGUGGGCUCUCAAAGCUUGAUAAACGUUUUCUGUCAAGUCGCAGUUGGAUGCACCUGAAACUGUGACACAUGCAACAAACCAGUAGCCCCUCACUGCAGAACAAAUGAUCCAGGGGGCGGAGAUGAGGUUUUCUAAAUAAAAAUGCUAGAUCUUAUUAUUUUUCAUUUAUUUUAGAAGAAAACAAACGUAACCCCUGGUAUUUAUUCCAUACAAUGACUAAAUUAAAGAAAAAUAAUGCGUCAACAGGUGCUUACAUUCUCUAAAAUCACAGCAGUUACUUCCAAGAUCAAUACUAUACAAUCCCCUGAGUAUACUGAUCCCCUUACACUUGAAUGUUUGUAGUAUAUAUUUUUUAUAUUUUGCACGUUUUAUAUUUUGUAUAUUGUAUAUAAUUCUCUUUAUUAUCUGUCUUGUCUUGUUAUCGUGUUGCAGUGUAGAGCUUUUGUCACUAAAACAAAUUCCUCUGAUUCUGAUUCUGAUUCUGAGGAAGAAUUCCGCUCAUUCUCUAUUAUGGGAGAGGAAGAAUUGUACAAACUUGUUAAAUCAUCUAAACCAGCAAUAUGUUAGAACCUAUUCCAUUUAAACUAUUAAAAGAGCUGCUUCCAGAAGUCAUAGAUCCUAUUUUGUCUAUUAUUAUUGUCAUUAGGAUAUGUCCCCAAAAACUGUUAAGACUCUUCUUAAAAAAACGCAUCUUGACCCCAAAGACUCAAUGAUUAACGACUACAGGCAGAUCUUGAGUUUAGAUCUAGAUUAGAUUUAGACCGUACCAUAGUACUGAGACUGCUCUCAUUAGAGUUAUCACUUUUUAUUAGUGCUAUUUGGUCUCCAACCUCUGGCCGUUUGAUAAUACCAAGGAUCCUUUUCCUGUUUAGCUCCCAAACUUUAGAACAAUCUCUCUAACACUGUUCGGGAAGCAGACACACUCUGUCGGUUUAAAUCUAGAUCACACAUCUCUUAAAGACACAAGAUUCACUGCAGGAUCAGACUGAGACAUCACAUGCUGGAGACAGAUUAUCACCAGAAGUAAAAGGUUUAGUUCUUGGAGGACUUCAAUCAUCCUGAUUUCAGUAGCUGUUGUGCUCAGUGAAAACAGUCGUCCACCUUGGGCUGUGUGAGGGAACUGAUUUAGCGUCUGGUUGAAGGGGCAGGUUAAUCUAUCCUGUGAACGAACAGAGGUGCGGAGAUUAUCUGACAGACUGCUGACAGGACUCACAGCGCACACGGGACGUCUGGACGGGCCAUUCACAAAAACUGUUGCAUAAGUAGAACAUCACACCGGACAUGUCGUGUGCGUGAAUACGUGAUCUCCUGAAGGUUAUAUGUGCAUAAACAAAAUCACUCUUAUGAUUAGGGCUUUUGCUUAAUCCAUGUUUUUGUCAAAAAGCGCACACAUAUGUAUGUGUUAUUUCUUUAUGCAAAGUAUGGAUACUUUGACUUGUGGUCUUAGGCUUAAGUGAAUGCAUUAAAAUGUCUAAACCCAAAUUCCUAAUCAGAAUCACCCAAACUCUUUGUGACUUACUUAAUAUCGCAUGAACUAUGGAAUGCAAGCAGGAUUAGUCUCAUGCAUGUAUCUGUGCAUUGUGUCACCUUUUAGGGGGGCUGAUGACAGCUAGACUGUUUUGGAAAGAGGAAGGACCAUCGUGUGCAGGUUUAAUCAUCUU